AUGGAAUCUUCCUCUCUCCCUCCCUCUCUCAUUCUCCAGUACAACAGCUGCCCCCAGGGUCCGGCUGGUACCCCUGGCAGGGAGGGUAACCCUGGCACCAAUGGCAUCCCUGGGACCCCUGGCAUCCCGGGGCGCGAUGGCAUCAAGGGGGAGAAAGGAGAGUGUGUGAGUGAGGUGUUUGAGGAGCCCUGGAAACCCAACUACAAGCAGUGUGCCUGGAACUCACUCAACUAUGGGAUCGACCUGGGCAAGAUAGCUGACUGUACAUUCACCAAGCUGCGUUCAGACAGUGCCCUGCGUGUGCUCUUCAGCGGCUCCCUGAGGCUGAAGUGUAAGACAGCCUGCUGCCAGCGUUGGUACUUCACCUUCAACGGAGCUGAGUGUACAGGACCUCUGCCCAUCGAGUUCAUCAUCUACCUCGACCAAGGCAGCCCUGAGCUCAACUCCACCAUCAACAUACACAGAACCUCAUCUGUUGAAGGGUUGUGUGAGGGGAUCCGGGCAGGCCUGGUGGACGUGGCUAUCUGGGUGGGGACCUGUGCUGACUACCCCAGAGGAGACGCAUCUACAGGGUGGAACUCCGUAUCCAGGGUCUUCAUAGAGGAGUUGCCCAAAUGAGGCCGUCUUUAUUAAGUGAUGGGACCAGGCCCCAUAGAGAAAGAACCCCUAACAGUCCUUCUGAAGCCUUUGACUACAUAUCAGUUUAGUUUCUGGAUGGGUUCCUAGUCUUUGACAAUGUCCUCUGGCCAAUCAGACAACUUCAGUUGUGGCUAAAGCCUACUACAGGAUCACUGAUGUUCACUUGAAUGUUUUGUACUACAGCACAUGGGUAGGGUCUAGUAUAUUGGCCACCUGAAAUUAGAUUUAUUCCUCAUUAGUCCCAUUCCUGUUUAAUAAGGCAAGAUUUUGAAUUACUGUCAAAUAAGUAAUAUGUUAUAUGAAUCAAGCAUUGUGUUACUCAUUACACUAUAACAUGUUUUCCUAUCAGAAAAUACGUUUUUUGAAAAUUGGUGAAUUCAUAAAGAAAUGCAUGGGUAGAUAUAUUUUUCAAGUGACAAGUUAACACGGCACAGCUUUAAAAUUUUAUCUGAAGCAAAAAAAGCUAACAAAUGUUUUCCUAUCAGAGAAGAACAUCAUUUGAACAUUGGUUUAUGCAUUACCAGGUAAAUUAAUAAAGAAAUGCAUGUGUUGA
Salvelinus sp. IW2-2015 is the source of this 1192-nucleotide messenger RNA. NCBI's taxonomy places the organism in Eukaryota, Metazoa, Chordata, Actinopteri, Salmoniformes, Salmonidae. The record is from RefSeq and is a predicted model, not a curated record.